AUGGCGACCUCUUCCUCCUCAUCCUCCUCCUCACAAGGGUCGGCUCCUGGUAUUAGAGGAAAGUGGAAACAAACCUCCGGGGAUCUUCUUAUAUAUUCUCUGGAGGAUCUGAAAGGAUGUGACUUCAAGAGAUUCAGGAACAAAUUGUCUGAUUUCUCCUAUGGAGGUAAACUUCCCAUCCCCCGAGGAAAACUAGAAAAUGCUGACUGGAUCUCCACCAAAGACGUCCUCAUAGACAGAUAUGGAGAAGAAGGGGCUCUGGAUGUCACCAUUAAAGUCUUUACGCUGAUCGGUCUGAUGGGACCUGCAAAUGACCUCCAGGAGAGGAGAGCCCAGAAU
Messenger RNA from Staurois parvus, 339 nucleotides. NCBI's taxonomy places the organism in Eukaryota, Metazoa, Chordata, Amphibia, Anura, Ranidae. The record is from the annotation of a GenBank genome assembly.